CAGUAGUUGUGAAACCAUUAACAUUUAUUGACAUACUCUCCACAAUGAAGAUGCUGCUGAGUUUGGUUGUUCUGCUCUCUAUUUUUCUGUUGAUUAGUUCAGCUCCUCCAACCUGCUACUCAAGGAUUCUGUCUUUGAGCAAAGAAAUCAUGGCAUCAUUUAAGAAUUUACAGAACACUGAACCUGUGGACCCCUGUGUGGAGAUGCUGCCCACGCUCUACUUGGACAUACAUAAUUAUUGUGUGUUGACAAAACUCCGUAACUUUGUGGCAUACCCCGCAUGCCAAAGAGUGCCGCAAGUGAGUGCUCUGAAGGAAAAGAUCCGGAGCCUGUACACCAUUAUGAUCUCCUUCUGCAGAAGGGACCUAGUGUUCCUUACUGAUGAUUGUGAUGCUUUGGAAAUCCCUAUCCGGUCUCCUACUGAUCCCUCUGUCAUUCAGAGCUAAGAGUCAGACCACAGGAAGUACCUGGGAUGGUUUAAAGGAAGUCAAGAGCCACCCAAAAAUGCAAUCAACUACAACAUUAACAACCUUGUUCUUUUUCAAGCACACCAGCCCUAUUAUCUCAGGCCGACCCAUGUUUCUCAGCCUUGGCAGGAAAUCUGCAUGCCUUACAUACCUAUCAAGCUGCUAGCGAAACUAUGGUUAGAAAGUAUUUUAGUCAUUUGAUGUUUUCAGUUUAGCCAAAUUAGAAAGUAUGUUUUUGUUUGAUCAGAAAUUAAACGCUGGGUUUGUUACUCUUUCAUGAAUAACUACAUUCAUACAAAGAAAAAUAUAUGAUUUGUAUUCUGACCUAGUGGUUCCUCUCUCACUUGAGGUAGGCUUGCAAUUGUCUAUUUUUUCUAAAGCAAUUGGUAGAAGAAGUGUUAGUCUGUAGUCAGACAUCUCUGUACUUGUACAGUUUAUGUACAUGUAUGUGGAUAGCUUUUAGGGUCAACCUUGUGUGUAUAGAAAGUAACCCUUUAGUCAGUGGAAAUCUCAGUGAAAAACUAAAUAAAAAACCCUUCUACCCAGAGAAGUCAGCAUCACAUCAGGUCCAUUUCACGUACACACUGAAAGAUAUCACCCCUCUAGCUUCUUUUUCCACAAUCACCCUAUAACUUGGUUUUUUUCAGCAUGAGCGGUUUUCAGCUUUGUUUCCAUGGCAAUGCAAACAUUUCUGUGCCUGCACAAUGAAGCCGUGCUUAGAAAUGUCAUCAAAUGUGUUUUUAAACAUUUUAGGAAACACCCAUUUUUAAAUGCUAACUUUUAGUACUACUAGAGUAAUGUUCAUUUUUAAUUCUCUUUCUGUGUUACAAAAAUUUAGCUUGGUGAGACAGCAGUUCAGGAAGCUUAUUCAGAACUUUGAGUGAUAAUUGAGUCAUAGAAAUAUAAUACACAUAUUGGAUAUAAUAAAGAGCAAGACUGGAAACACCAUGAAAGCAUCCCAUCUAGUAUGAGGGCCUUGUGGCCCUGAAAUGUGUACAGGGAGUGAGCCCCUUCAACCUUGCAGAUCCUGGGGACCCACUUAGAAGAAACUCUCCUGAGACCCAUGGAAGUGGCAACUAUACACAUAGAUGGUUCCUUCCUCUACUCUGUGCUGCUGGUUCCUCCUUCAUGAGCCUUGAUGCUGGUGGUUGGGGUGUUGUUCUCAGGUGUUAUCAACUCUCAUGAUUUUAAUUGCCAAUCUCAGUGUCUGGUGUUUUCUGACAGCCCCAGCUCCUGGAGUCAUGCGAUUGUGAGAAUCUCAAGUUUCAUUUAAAAAGACAUGGAAGUUCCUAGCCCCCUCCUGACUGCAGUGAAGAGCUUGGAAUCAUGAACCCCAAAGGCUCAAAAGUCAUCAGGCAACUAAAAAGAACCCCCAAAUUAUCUUUUUAAAAAUGUCAAGGUUUAGGGGACAGGAAAGAGCUGACAUUUUUGGAACAUUUGGGGUUACCCAAUGCCACAGAAACUAUAGUCUGUUCUCAGCUGUGACAUACAGCACUUGGU
Messenger RNA from Trachemys scripta elegans, 1967 nucleotides. RefSeq names its product cytokine like 1 (gene CYTL1). Lineage: Eukaryota; Metazoa; Chordata; Testudines; Emydidae. The record is from RefSeq and is a predicted model, not a curated record. The coding region runs from base 45 to 446 and encodes 133 amino acids. Gene Ontology annotation, biological process: positive regulation of transcription by RNA polymerase II. The transcript is spliced from 4 exons.